AUGAACUCCCUCAACAUAAUAUCCACACGCGUCUCCCCACCUUCAAGUCCCGCCCCUUCGCGAUCCAAUUCUCUCGGCCAUAUUGGCUUAGCCGUCGCCCAGUCCGACGGCCGCCCGAUACCGUCAGAGGAGACAUCGCCCAACGAGAAGGGUGUGAACGCUUCCGAAUCGAACGAGUGCACGUUCCCCCAGCACGACCCGGUAGACCACCCUCCUCACGCCGAUGAAAAGACCCCCCUGCUAGAGAGCAAUGACACCAAGGAGACGAGCAUUCGGACCUACUGGUGGCAUGUUGUUCCAAGUCGCAUAGCCACCGGCUUUAUUGAUUCCAUCCGUUGGGUCCUAUCCACCCUCGCCACGCCCGGCGUCUACCUCGUCGCUUACUUCUACGACGACCAGGGGGAUUUCGCCCCUUUGCGACAACUGGGAAGCUUGUUUGGUACACACGGAGAUGACACGCGCAAGCUGGCUACCGAUCUCUCGGGGAAAAACACGAUAGGGAAAGAGGACGAUGCUUUGUCGGGUCGGCAUCCCCAAACCGUGAAGGGCAAGAAGGCCUUCUCGGCUUCGCGACCGCUCUCCUCUCCGGGAACUUCAUCCUCUGGCCUUUCAUCAGAUUCGGAAACGGACAUGGCUAGCAAGCCUCCAGGCACUCGGCGCAGCUCCGCCUCUUCCGGCCGCCACACGCGAUCCAAGUCCGCCGACCCGACAGAAGAUACCGCACCGACCAGACGGUCGAUAAGGAUUAAGCUGAACAACGAGGAGCUCAUGCGACAGCGGAAACAUAAGAAGGCCCGGUCUACGAGUGCUACCGGCAGCACCGGCGGUGGAGGCUCUUCGGACCUAUCAGCGCAGCUAAAGUCUCCUACCUCGCCCAUCGGAGCUCUAACUAGAUACCCUAAAACCCCAGCUCCUCCCCGGCCCUUGAUCCCUCGGCGACAGCCCUCGUAUCUUCCCUUUGAACCUCUCGACCCCAAGCACCUGAAAACCCUGAUACUGGAUCUCGACGAGACAUUGAUACACAGCAUGUCGAAAGGGGGGCGAAUGGGAUCGGGACACAUGGUCGAAGUGCGGUUGAAUACGACGUACGUCGGAAGUGGAGGUCAGCAGUCUCUAGGGCCUCAACAUCCCAUCCUGUACUACGUUCACAAGCGACCACACUGUGACGAGUUCCUGCGAAAGGUUUGCAAAUGGUUCAAUCUUGUUAUCUUCACGGCCUCGGUGCAAGAGUACGCCGACCCCGUCAUCGACUGGCUCGAGUCGGAGAGAAAGUUCUUCUCGGGGCGAUACUAUCGGCAGCACUGCACUUUUAGACACGGCGCGUUCAUCAAGGAUCUCAGCUCGAUCGAACCCGACCUGAGCCGGGUCAUGAUUCUAGAUAACAGCCCGCUCAGCUACAUGUUCCAUCAAGAUAAUGCGAUCCCGAUCCAGGGAUGGAUCAAUGAUCCCACGGAUAACGAUUUGUUGCAUCUCGUACCGCUCCUAGAAGGGUUGCAGUACGUGUCGGACGUCAGGGCGUUACUUGCAUUAAGGGGCGGAGAGGACGGGCAGCAUAUGAUGACGUGA
Messenger RNA from Durotheca rogersii, 1566 nucleotides. RefSeq names its product NLI interacting factor-like phosphatase-domain-containing protein. The transcript has 3 exons. The coding region runs from base 1 to 1566 and encodes 521 amino acids. Gene Ontology annotation, molecular function: protein serine/threonine phosphatase activity. NCBI's taxonomy places the organism in Eukaryota, Fungi, Ascomycota, Sordariomycetes, Xylariales, Xylariaceae. The record is from RefSeq and is a predicted model, not a curated record.